AUGUAGUGCAGCCAUUUUGGCUUCUUGCUGGGAAUUCCUGCUGUGCGCUGUUCGUUGGCAUAUCCAUAUCCAAACAGGAGGCACACGCCGCAACCAACCAACCAACCAACCACCGAAGAUGGAUCUUCGUCGAACGCCAGCGGAGGAGAAGCUCCGGGUGUGCAAGCUCUACUUCUACGUCGGAUUUGCUUUCUUGCCCUGGCUUUGGCUUGUGAAUGCAGUAUGGUUCGCACGCGAGUCUCGCCAGAUGCCAGAGCUGAGAAAAUACGUCAUCUGGUCGGCUGUUGGAGCGGUCAUUUACUUUGCGGCCCUCAUCGCGUGGGCCGUCAUAUUCCAGGACAAGCGGAGUGAAUGGGGCGCGUUUGGCGAUAGGCUGUCUGUGGUCAUUCCCAAAGGCAGGGCAUGAAACGCGUGCAGGGAAACAGCCACACACGCACGUGCACUUUGUCAUGAGUCUGACGUCAACAACAUACGCCCAAUCCCUCACGAGAGAUACAGACAGAGGUACUUCCCACCCUUUCAUGCUUCACGCUCCCGAUUCACCUCAUUUCCCAACCUCCCCUGUUACCUCCCCUCGCUUGCCCUGCUUGCUUGCCCUUCUCUUGCUUGUAUACAUAACGCGCAACACGGAAAUUCCUUGCCGCACAUGUGCACACCCGUCACGCACCGUUGGUCGACGGUGGGUGGUGUUGAGUAAACGCCAACAGGCAUCACAUAAAGUCCUCAGCC
Molecule: messenger RNA, 729 nt
Organism: Salpingoeca rosetta
Lineage: Eukaryota; Choanoflagellata; Craspedida; Salpingoecidae
Exons: 5
Coding region: 119-406 (95 amino acids)
Cellular component (GO): gamma-secretase complex
Source: RefSeq, a predicted model, not a curated record